Molecule: messenger RNA, 1617 nt
Organism: Perca flavescens (yellow perch)
Lineage: Eukaryota; Metazoa; Chordata; Actinopteri; Perciformes; Percidae
Exons: 7
Coding region: 38-967 (309 amino acids)
Biological process (GO): T cell costimulation; immune response; positive regulation of T cell proliferation
Cellular component (GO): external side of plasma membrane
Source: RefSeq, a predicted model, not a curated record
UUGACAGUUGAGAGGGUGAGACUGAGAAAGAAGCACGAUGGCUCGAUUCAGAUGGAUUAUAAUGUCUUCAUUUCUGAUGCUGCUGGUUCAGUUUAAAGCAGCAGCAGGGACAUAUUCCUUCUCCACUGUCAGAGUUGGAGAUGAAGUCGCUUUCUCUUGUGGAAAUGUGACAGAUGAUCAGGAUCAGGAUCACAGUAUUGAUUGGUUCGUCACUCGUUCAGGAAUAACAGCAAUGCUGUUUGAACACGGGCAGAUUCAGGAGGAAGCCAAAGCUAAAUCACACAGACUGAGUGUUACAGAGAACUUUUCGUUGGUUAUAAAGAACGUCACACUUGAGGAUGCUGGUGGCUAUGUCUGCAUCCAGUUCAAAUCGGGACGAGAACAAGGUGAAACCACAGUGGUUUUUCUGAAUGUUGUUACCAUGACUGAAGAGAAGAACGAUGAUACGGUCACCUUGAACUGCUCUGUGUCUACAAGUGAUUGGUGUUUCCACACAGUGAAGUGGCUGUAUGAGGGUCAUAAGAGUGACUUGGAGACAAAACAGGUUGACUGUUCAGCCACUGUGACAUUUACAUCUCACCUUAAUCAGAAGUCAGAGUAUUACGAGUUAUUGAAAUGUGAAGUGAAACAUUCCAAAUUUGUGCACCUCUUCACCUUCAGCCAUCCGCAGUCCGCAGGUGAUGAUGCAACAACUACAAAUAAAUCACCAAUAACAACAGGAAAUAAUCGGACAUCAGAAGAGACAAACAACCCGACAUCGGAAAACAAUACCAAUGGACCAGGCUGGUGGAAUAUCGUCAUCGUGUCUCUGGGUUUAGCAACACUCAUAAGUGUUGCUGCGAUCAUUAUAUGGAGAGUUAAAGGGAACAAAACACAGAUGGAAGGAAACAUUGAGCAUGAUGAUGAAGAUGAAGAUGAAGGUACGGAGAACUAUGAAAACAAUGCAGAGCAUUUUGCCUUUGUCUGACUCCACUGAUCAACAACAUCAACUCACCACAGAGUCCUCUGCUGUUAAACAUCAUCUCAUCAUAUAUUACAUGAGUAGAUACCAAAAUGAUAUGAUGAUGGAUGACUGAAUGUGUUUUCUGUGCCGAGCUGUUUCUAUUUUAGUCUGAGCUGGACAAAGAGACUCAAGUCUUGAUCUGAUCUCAUAUUAAGAAGCCCCCCUUUGAGUCAGUCCAGAACCUUAACUUCAUCUAAAACAGAUCACUUGGUAUAUUCAUUUAUUUCUUAUUUAGCUUCCUUAAAUAAUGCUCUCACAUACUCAUACACAUUUAUUCUUCUGUCCAUAUAUCUGAUCUAUAGUCUAUACACAGUAUUCAUAUCAUUCCUCCAGCUGUUUACUCUGUAUAUCAUGUCUUAUAUUAGCAUUACUUGUACUUACACCUGCACUAUAUAUUUUACACUUAGUCAUACUGUAUAUAUCUCAGCGUAUAUGUAUAUGUAUAUUAUUUGUCUGCUAGUUGUGUAUUGUGCUCGAUUGCUGUAUGGUUGGUGGCAAACCAGUUUCCCUAUCGGGAUUUAUAAAGUUUUUUAAUUCAAUUCAAUUCAAUUAUGUAAUGUACCUUACUUUGCAGGUUACUGUUUUUUGCAAUUAAACUGCAUGUUGUUGUCCAU